Messenger RNA from Astyanax mexicanus (Mexican tetra), 1785 nucleotides. RefSeq names its product galanin receptor 2a. Bases 236 to 1156 code for a protein of 306 amino acids. Gene Ontology annotation, cellular component: membrane. Gene Ontology annotation, biological process: G protein-coupled receptor signaling pathway. Gene Ontology annotation, molecular function: G protein-coupled receptor activity. NCBI's taxonomy places the organism in Eukaryota, Metazoa, Chordata, Actinopteri, Characiformes, Acestrorhamphidae. The record is from RefSeq and is a predicted model, not a curated record. The transcript is spliced from 2 exons.
ACUCUGUCUCUUUAAAUGUCACCAACUCAUUUGGAACUAACUGCCUGACCAACCUGACCGGCAAAUUCGUCUAACACUGUGUGCUGGUACAGAGCACCUGUAGCGCAUGUUAUAGCAAAAAUGUUUUAUUUCCUCAGAAUUUAUGAUUUAUGAUAGGGCAUUUAUGAUUUCAUCAAUGGAUCAGGAUUAUUGUAAUUUGGCAAAAAAGGAAUCUCUCUUACACUGAUCAUCAACUAUGGUUUACAGCAACCGCUAUGGAGUGAUUUUUGCCUGCACCUGUGGUGUGAUCAUGGGCGUGGGAUUUGGUGCCAACCUCCUGGUCUUCUCCCUCUUCGCUAAACACAACACCCUGCGCAAGAACCGCCUGGAUGCACUCCUCCUCAGUAUGACCCUGGCAGAUUUUUUCAGCCUGCUCCUGAUCCCCUUUACCCUGCACUCUGCUGUCAGCUUCUCCUGGCCACUGGGCGACACGUCCUGCAAAAUCUACCAGUUCCUGCUGGCUUUCUCCCUGGCUGCCAGCACCUACUCACUGUGUGCAGUCUCGAUGGCACGGUUCAUGAUCAUCACCAACCCAUACCAGCCUCCUUCCACAGACCUGGUUGUGCUGAUGCUCGUCAUGGCCUGGGCUUUGAGCUUCUUCAUCAGUCUGCCCUUGCGCAUUUUUGCCACUAAGGAGAGCCUGGUGCCAGGUUUGACCAACUAUACCUUCUGCCUGCCCACCAUCCAGGAGCACCACUACCAAGUGGUACUAAGCCAGUUUGUGCUCUACUACUUUAUACCAAUGAUGGUAAUUGCUGUCAACUAUGUACGCCUGGCUCUGUUCCUACACAAAAGCCCUGUGAUGUCCACAGCCAGUGCCAGGAACACACGCAGAGCUUCCCUCAUGGUGUUCCUUGCUGCUGGGACCUUCACUGUGUGCUGGCUGCCAGGUUACAUCCUGGAGCUGUGUGUAUAUCUGGGCCUCUACAUGCAUGGCCAGUCCUGGGAGAUGUUCUACUUCACCUGCACUGUGCUUCAGUACCUGCAUCCCUGUGUUAACCCCGUUCUGUAUGUGCUGCUAUCCAAGCGCUACCGGAGCCAACCAGGAGUCUGGCUGUUUCACUGUAACCGUAACAAGGUGCACCCUCAGAUCAUCAGUGUGACUGAGAGCUUCUGAUACUGAAAAACAUGAGUACUCAUGGCUAUCUGAAGAUUUUUAAAGAAGAAGCUUGAAAUAAUGUUUUGUUUUUCUAUUUAAUUUAUUAAUAAUGCUGAUGUUGGUUUAAGAAAACUGAUGUUGGCUGGGUUUCCCAAAAGCUUCCUUUUACAAAGAUAAUAGGAAAAUUUCCACUUCUGACAUGGCCCAGACCGGGGUGACCGGGACUGGUGAAAGGACUGGGUUGGGGGCUUGGACAAUUAUGGUAACAGGGACUGGGAGAAAAACUAGUGCCCAGAGAGUGAUGGGGAUUGGGAAAGGGAUUGUGAUGGGGGCUCGAAUAGUGACAGAGACUGGUUGAGGGACUAGGAUGGGGGCUUGGAUUGUGACAUGGUAAAAGCCAUGGCUCUUCCUCUAACAGGACUAAGCUAUUGACUGUGAAAAAAUGACUUGAAUUCUCUCCUCUGCACCGGCUCCACUCUUUUAAUGAAUUUUGAUCUUGAUACUGUAUAAAACAUGUACCUUUGUCCUGUUUUUUUUUCUUUCAUUUUGCAGACAAACAAAAAUUCUGUAUUAGCUGCAACAAUCUGUGUAAUUUGACCCAAUUCGGGAAGUCCUGAGCAUGAGCCAAUACAGAGAAUUAAGAAUCA